Molecule: messenger RNA, 312 nt
Organism: Protopolystoma xenopodis
Lineage: Eukaryota; Metazoa; Platyhelminthes; Monogenea; Polystomatidea; Polystomatidae
Source: the annotation of a GenBank genome assembly
AUGCAAACACGCUUUAGCCCACAAGUUCGGCAUAACGCCAGUGGCAAUUGUUUAGACACUAUGGGCCGUAAAGAGGGCGAACAAGUCGGUAUUACCCGUUGUCAUGGUCUCGGUGGUCAUCAACUCUGGGCAAUUACAAAAUCCGGUGAACUCCAGGCGGGCGACACUGGUUGUCUCGAAGUUACAUCGGCUACAGCGCCUGUUCUCUUUCGGCCAUGUGGCCGUACCUAUCGAAACAGGCCAAAAGAUGCACAACAAUUUCAGUUUACCGGCAAAGUGAGCCGAGUUCUUCUUUCAUUCUCUUCGCUUUAA